AUGUCAAGUCGGGUCCCUUCAAUAGCGUGCAUCGGGGUCAUCGGGCGACACAACAACCCUCUUCACAUCUCGCUGUUUCCAGCCGAGGAGCGGGCACCUUUGGAGUACCAGUUCCUCCUCUCAUCAUGUCUGGACAUCUUUGAGGCUCGCCUACCCCACAAGACCGUGGACCAAGACUUUGGACUUCUCCAGGCCGUCGACGAGCGGCUGGCCAUGUAUGGCUGGUUGACUAACACUGGCGUGAAGUUCGUCGUUGUGGUCGACAUGGAGGGACGACCAGCAAAUCCUCUGGAUGCCAAAUCAUCGGCAGCAGUCGGGCUUCGAGAUGCAGACCUUAAGCCAGCUUUUAGGGCGUUGCAGACAGCAUACAUCAUGCUCUUGCGCAACCCGUUUUACAACCCCGAUGAGCAUUCACCGAUCACAGCAAACGGCGAACAAAGAUAUGGCUCGACUCAAAUCACCAGCAAGAAGUUCAUUCAGGAGAUCAAGCGGAUAGGUGACGCAUGGGCCCCAGGAGUCAACGUUAUAUGA
Molecule: messenger RNA, 531 nt
Organism: Paraphaeosphaeria sporulosa
Lineage: Eukaryota; Fungi; Ascomycota; Dothideomycetes; Pleosporales; Didymosphaeriaceae
Product: Sedlin
Exons: 3
Coding region: 1-531 (176 amino acids)
Biological process (GO): endoplasmic reticulum to Golgi vesicle-mediated transport
Cellular component (GO): nucleus; TRAPP complex; cytoplasm
Source: RefSeq, a predicted model, not a curated record